Solea solea (common sole) is the source of this 7394-nucleotide messenger RNA. RefSeq names its product adenylate cyclase type 8. Gene Ontology annotation, cellular component: plasma membrane. Gene Ontology annotation, biological process: intracellular signal transduction; cAMP biosynthetic process; adenylate cyclase-activating G protein-coupled receptor signaling pathway. The record is from RefSeq and is a predicted model, not a curated record. Gene Ontology annotation, molecular function: adenylate cyclase activity. Lineage: Eukaryota; Metazoa; Chordata; Actinopteri; Pleuronectiformes; Soleidae. The transcript is spliced from 21 exons. The coding region runs from base 3017 to 6565 and encodes 1182 amino acids.
CUCUCUCACACACAUACAUACACGACACAAGUGUGUGCAGCUCUUCUUGUUAUGGCACUUUCAUUCAUUUGGAUCAUCCAACCUUAACCAUAACCAGUUUAUGUGUUUAUGUCUAACCCUAAACUUAAUGUAACAACAAUACAUAUAAAAAAAAGUCAGUGUUUAUUCACACCCACCUAUGUUAACAUCAGAAAAUGGCCUAAAGAGACAAUGAAGACAUUGUUCCCCUUGGAUUCUGGAUGAUUAAAAUGUAAUAUUUAAAACAAAUUCCCUCUCCAUUCAUAGUUUCCUUGUUCAUAUUUUCUUCUUGCAGAUGAGUAGUAGAGCAAUCUGACCUCAAAUUGCUGCCAGUAUCUCCAGUGUGUUCAAAUUCAAUACUGUAAGAAUGUGAAUGAUGGAUAAUGCAAUUAACUUGCCAAAUCACAGUAUUAUUUUUAUUGAUUAACCACAAUAAAGAAAAAAGUCUCUGUAGCUCUGUCGUAAAUGACACUUUACUGCUGCAGCGAGUCUUCCUUUCUACCAUUCAGUGGCAGCAGUAGAUCAGACAGAAUCAAAUAAAGGUUUUUUAGGCCAAAAUGUUUGCAAAUAAUAGACAUAAUUAUUUUCAUCUUUCCUCAAAAGGCUUCAUUGCAACUGCAACAUAACUUAAACCUGAGCGUUUUGCAAGACAGUAUUAGUGCAGAUGGGAGACAUUCAAAUUCAGACAACUUUAUUGAUUUCAAUAAGGACAAUUCAGUUGCAGCUUACACACACACUCACAGAGGCAACAGAUUACGGAAAACAAUCAGUAAAUAAAAGAGAAAGAGGUGUGAUGUAUCACAUUAUCUGACACCUUUUUUGAGGUCCAAACUUGGUGCUUCACAGUAGACCAAUUUGCACACUAAGGAAUUUAACACCACUAAGCCAUGAGCUCUAAAGUGUCUUUUAUCUAGAAUUAUUGUUAUCCUCCCAUGCCCUGUGAUGCUGACAAUUCUGUAUGUGUUCAUGAGACCCUUUUUGGACUGGAUGGCAACACCUACUGUAGAAGACCUAAAGUAAGUACAGUAAGUUGUGAAGUUGUGACUCAUAACCUCAUGAAGUUCUUUAAGUGACCCGACUCCCACAGACUUUGAGUGGAGGUAAAGUGUGAAGACGUUUUGUGGCAGUGUCAAAUUGUUUACAGACAUUUCUCCUCUCUUAACUUUUUUCAUGCCACUUCUUGUUUUGAUCGGUGGGAAAUAAAAGUUUAGCAAUGGUAAAGAAGUGCUCUGAAAAUAUCUUUACCUAGCCACAUUGAAAUUGGCUGUAAAAAAAAAAAGAAAGAACCUGCUUUCUGUUCUAAUGCUGUGGAUGAUGCGUGGUGUCUUUGUUUAUACCUUAAGUGGCCUGUAAGUUUGUGCAAGAGCCAACAAAUACUAGCACGCAUUCACUGUCCAACUGUAGUCCUACGCCUCAAGCGUUUAUACACACAGACAAGACUCAAAAAGGCCUCUGUGUACGGCAUAAGUGAAAUGUUUGGCAAGCAUAAAGACUGUAGGGUCAACUGUGCUGGUGUCAGCUGAUUAGUGAGCAGCCAAAGCAGUUAUUAUUAGUUAUAAUACUAAUUAUCUUGUGUGUGUGUGUUUUUUUUUUUCCCUGAAGAGACUAACACUUCCUAUCUCCUGCCACAGGUGGACUCAAGUUCACAGGCACUGCAAAUACUGUAGAGUCACUAAGCAAAAUUACAGAUGAAAUAAACACACAUGCACUUAAUCCAAGCGUUUUUCAAGAAAAUGAGUAAUCUUCAAAUGUGACGUGCAUCAGUUUACUCUCUGUGUCCACUGACUAUCACAACUAAUAAAAAACAGGGCUGUUAUUAGAGUAUAGUAUAGUAGAAGUAAUUGCCUUAGACCUGUGGGCUAUUUUUGGAUGUACAGUAAUCAGCAAGAAAGGUCUGAGCUACACCAUCAUGGCCGAACAGAUGGGAAUUCAUUAGAUCAGCCUUAGGAGCUUUGUGCGUUGCCUGGACACAAUUAGCGAUGCUAGUCUCAAAAACUUUAACCAGCUUACAACCACAGGGACCACAGACCUGCUGCCCAGUUAGAUCGUCAAAACGAGGUCCACUUCACAAUAUGUGAUGUUCUUGCUGUGAUUUUAUUCUGUUUUUGAGACGUUACGCUCUCCUUUGUCUUAUUGAUGCACAUGUUGAUCUUAAUAUUUGAGAAGUUUCAUGUUUAAAAUAGCUGUUAAAUGUUUUUUUUUUUACUAUUUCAGGUGAAUUUGGAAAAAUGGGAAUGACGCUUUCAUGUGAUACAGUGAUAUCUAACAAUGCUGCUUAAUGAUCAGGAAGUGUGUGUUAGUUACAGAAUAGUACCAUUAUGGCACUGAUGACACAUCACUGAGGACGAUAGUAAGAGUGGCAUCACCUUUACUUUUUUUUAUUGUCAUGAAGGGAUUGGAGAGAGUGGGUAAAAAAAGAGGAGUGAAUGAAACUGAGAACACAUGAAAACAGACUGAUGGUAAAAGUGUCAGCCCUCCUUUUAAAAAAGGUUUGGUCGCCACGGCUCGGCCUACGUGUGAGAGAAUCGCUUUUAAUUCCACGUUGUCUUGUGACCAGUGACCUCAGCUUUUCAAGACAGUAAGAGUGGCUGCUGCUGCUGCUGCUGACUCGCUAAUCCUCUUUGCACUCCUCACUCCUGUCCUGCCGCUCUGCUUCAGAGCAUUUGUUGACUUCAUAUCAAAACAGUGCAGUACAACCCUGCCAGAGCUUCUGCACACACAUCCUGGCUACACCUUCUUCUCCCGCUCCUCAUCAGUUUUGGAUUCUGCAAAACAGUGGAGGCUACGUCAAGUUUCAUUUCCCUGUAUAUAUGGAUUGUGCCUUACAAAGUUUUGAGAUUGCAAUUCCGGUGCAAUGGAAUCUGCAGAAGAGGAUUAUGAUGACCUGGCUGAGUACAUAUUGGACUUGAGCAUUGGAUAUACAAUAUGUAAAAGAGUUCAGACGACUGCCUCCUCCUGAUCCAACACCCAACAGCCUUGGUCAACUACAAUCAUCACCAUGGUAACCUUUACAGAGACCACUCCAGUUGCCCCUAUGGGGCUUUGUGAGCCACCCUGCUUUACUGCAGCACUGUCACCCGGGCUACGGCGGAAAAAGAUGCUGUGGCAGAAUGCUGUGAAACACAUCAUGAUCCAGCAGGAGCUCAGCGCCCAGGUUGGUGUGGAGCCAGCACGCAAAAUCUUUGUGACAGAUACUUACAUCGAUGAGAUCAACAGACAAAUCCUCAACAAGGGCUCACGUGGCCUCACGAAACGUCGCUCCUCCACCUUCAGAGUCCACCCUCGUGGGUCCACCUGCUCACACAUCCGCACUGGGGGAUCUUUCUGUGACUAUUCCAGCGAUGCAGACUUCUUUAUGCACUGGGGCCACACUGUUCUUGGUGUGUACAUACCCUCCCUGAGGCAUACCUUUAAAUCCCGCGACCUGGAGAAUCUCUACCAGCAACAUUCCUCCCACCAAAGACGCAACUCUCUAGCUAUCACAAAUGUAAUCGAUGCUAUGGCCAAGCUGCACGUGUUGGUUCUGUACCUGGCGUUGGCCCCUGAGCCUUCCAAAGACACUCUGCGUGGCUGCCUGACAGGCAUUUUCAUGAUGUUUUCUAUAGCAGUGUGCAUCAUGGUGUUGACCUGCAAAGACUCUUUGUCCCUGCGGUGGCUCCACUAUGCUGGUGUAGCUAGCUGGCUGUCACAGACCACGCAGGUGCUGGGAGGACUGGUGUACGGACUAGAAAAAGACCCGUCGUGGUACGUUUUGUUCACAUUGUUCGCCACAUACACCCUGCUGCCCUUACCUCUGCUGUGGGCCAUGUGUGCUGGCACCCUCACCUCAGUGUUGCACCUUCUGGUGGAGAUUGCGCACAACUACAAUGAUGCAGUGCAAAUGAGGAAGGUGUUUGCCAAAGGCCUGCUGUACCUGGGUAUGAACACAGCUGGCUUGUUUAUCCAUUACCUGACAGACCAUGCACAGAGACAGGUUUUCCUGGAGACACGGCGCUGCAUUGAGGGUCGCCUCAGACUGGAGCAGGAGAACCACAGACAGGAGCGCCUGGUGCUGUCAAUCCUGCCUCGCUUUGUUGCCUUGGAGAUGAUUGCCGACAUGAGCUCCUUGGAAGAUGAACUGAAUCCUCAGGAGUUUCACAAGAUCUAUAUCCACCAGUACAAAGACGUCAGCAUCCUAUUUGCAGACAUCAAGGGCUUCACUCUGUUGUCCAUGAACCUGUCGGCACAGGAUCUGGUUCGAACUCUCAACGAGCUCUUUGGACGAUUUGACCGCCUGGCAGAGGAGCAUCACUGCCUGCGAAUAAAGAUAUUGGGAGAUUGUUACUACUGUGUGUCUGGGGUCCCUGAGCCACAGCAGGCUCAUGCCAGUCACUGCGUGGAGAUGGGCCUGGCUAUGAUCACCACUAUACGGUAUGUGCGGAAGCAGUUAAACUUUGACAUGGACAUGAGGAUCGGCAUCCACACAGGGUCUGUCCUGUGUGGCGUGCUGGGACUUCAGAAAUGGCAGUUCGACGUCUGGUCCUGGGAUGUAGGCAUCGCCAACAUGCUGGAGGCCGGAGGAAUACCAGGACGCAUCCACAUCUCAAGGGCGACUCUGGACUGCUUAGAGGGCACCUACAAGACAGAGGACGGUCACGGUCGCGACAGGAACGAGUUUCUCAGGAAACACAACAUCGACACAUUCUUAAUCUGCCCUCAGGAGGAAAAGGUCAAAGUUGACCACGCUGAGCCCCCCAGAAUCCAGAAAACAAACCAGACGUGGUGCCUAGAGACACCUUUCAGGAACGUCAUAGACAUGAACAGCAUCUUGGCCUCUUUUACAAACGGCUCACUGCCCAACAUAUGGAAGUCGUCCUCCAAGGAGAUCAAUAAACGCAUCAAACAUGCCAUAUUGGUUCGAAGCAGUGAGCGUAUGCACAAGGAGCACAUUACUCCACUGACCUUGGUGUUCAAGGACACAAACAUUGAGGACAAGUUUUCCCAAAUGAGAGAUGAAAUGUUCAACUCCAACUUGGUCUGCUCAUUCAUCAUGCUCCUCUUCAUCAUGGCUGCCCAGGCCCUCAUCCCUGCUCCUAGGCUGUUCCCAGCUGUCCUCCAGUUUUUAGUCUUUCUGCUCAUCUACAUGCUGCUGCUACUGCUGGCUCUGGCUGAAGAGUUCAAGUGGACUCCUUAUGCCCUGCAACAGUUCUGCUGCUGGAUCCAUGAAAACAACAGCGCCCGCAACCUUCUCACGCUCACUGCCAUCGUCGUCAACUUUGGUUUGGCCUCUACUGACAUGGUAUGGUGUGUUGUCAUUAACACAGAAGAGGCUGACGUGAUGGACAGAACCAGCACAGCCUUGCGUCCUCUCAGUGUCUGUACUUAUCCUGAGGUGUUUGUGUUGAGUGGCGUGAUCGCCAUGGUGACUUGCGCCGUGUUCUUGCGUCUAAACUCUCUGCUGAAGCUGGCGGUCUUGCUGCUGGCCGUGGCUUUUUACUCUUACCUCAUCCACCUGGCCUUCCUCACACUGGCACACCAUGACGUGCAGCACAAGUCUCAUUAUGUCAGGAGAAAUGGAAUCGCCAUCCUUCUCAUGAUUAUGUUCAUUGUUGCUGUCUUCUACAAUGGACGGCAGUGGGAGGCCACGGCCAGACUGGACUUCCUGUGGCGUCUGCAGGCCCAAAAGGAAGUGGAGGACAUGAGAGAGUUGCGUGAGCACAACGAGUGUCUGCUGUACAACAUCCUGCCUGUGCACGUUGCUCGACAUUUCCUGGACCGGAGCAAGAACGACGAGGAGCUGUACUCCCAGUCCUAUGAUGAAGUGGGUGUUAUGUUUGCCUCCAUUGCUGGGUUCAAUGAGUACUUUGAAGAGAAGGAGAUCAAACAUGAAGGAGUAGACUGCCUCCGACUGCUGAAUGAGAUCAUUGCCGGCUUUGAUGAGUUGCUGGAGGAGUCAUACUUCCACUAUGUUGAGAAGAUCAAGACCAUCGGGAGCUGCUACAUGGCAGCCUCUGGCUUAGCUCCAGACAGACAGGGUUCCAUGGAUGAAUGGAAUCACCUGAGCGAGCUGGUUUUGUUUGCGUUGGCAAUGCAGGAGACCUUGAAAGAGAUUAACAGGAACACAGCCAAAAACUUUCAGCUGCGUGUGGGCAUUGCCCACGGGCCGGUUGUGGCGGGUGUGAUUGGCGCCACCAAGCCGCAGUAUGACAUCUGGGGGUCGACAGUGAACCUGGCCAGCCGCAUGGACAGCACAGGUGUCAGUGGACGUAUCCAGGUACCUGAGGCCACGCGGAGGAUCCUGGCAGAGUGGGGUUUUGUCCUGGAGCUACGUGGAGAAAUAUUUGUCAAGGGGGUGAGUGAGCGCCAGGGCAAAGUCCGCACCUAUUUCAUCAGCACCAUGCGCAGCAAGACGGCCAAUGCUGCAGCAUAUGGCCGCACAGCAGAGAGGACAGGAGGGCGGAUGACACUGGCAGGAGUGGUGUUUGGUCUCGUCCAGGCCAGACACAAGGAGAGGAUAAGAGAAACCAACGGAGGGUUCAGUCUGACUCCCUGCUCCAUGCAGUGCUAAAAGGAUGACAGCAGAUUGUGGAGGACACAGUACAUCCAUAUUGUUUCCACUGGUUUACACCUUUUUUGUUUGUAUUUCAUACUUUGCCAUAAGAUAAUCAGCAGCACACUGGUCGCAGGAACCAGUUUCCCUCCAUGACUGUGUCCUCUUCAUCUUUUCUGUCAUCUACAAAAGGAAUCUACAGAGGAACUCUGUAAUGGUUACAUUUCUGAAGCACUGAUUUCAGUUUUAUUUUUAUUUGAAGUUUGCACAACUCUAGCAAGGGCCAUCAUGUUUUUUUGUAUCCAAUUAUCCUCACACCUCUAAGCCAAAACACACUACCUCAAAACAACCACCACAACCUUUUAUAGACAACCAGUGGCCUAUACAAUACUGACUUAUGUUUUUACCAUACAAUUAUCCAUUAUUUUUACAUUUCCUGUUGUGAUUUGAUACAUAACUUCAAGUACUAGUGUCCAUUCAUCAGCUGUACCUAACCUGCAUGUAUGUAAACACUGAGGCAGAAUCUACACUAUCUAUCUAGACUGUGGAACUGGGAAAAGAGAUUGAGCUGAAUUUAAUGCUAAAGCACCAGCCAUACAUGUUCCUCAUGUAAUGAUAAUAUUACAUGAGGAAUAUAAAAUAUAUAAAAAAUAUAAAAUAAUAUUUUUAUUUUAUAACCAUGUGAAUCUGAAAUGAGUCACAUGAUGAUUUAAGGUAAAGAUGAACCCUGUCUUUCAAAACUUAAGCAAAUGAAAGUCCAUCACAAUCAAGGGCUUUUUGUUUGGAAUUUUUGAAUUUAUAUUAAGGAUUUGGUUUCUGUAGGGUUGGACAGCAAUGUUUUGUUAUU